Molecule: messenger RNA, 693 nt
Organism: Microplitis mediator
Lineage: Eukaryota; Metazoa; Arthropoda; Insecta; Hymenoptera; Braconidae
Exons: 1
Coding region: 1-693 (230 amino acids)
Source: RefSeq, a predicted model, not a curated record
AUGGAGAGACUAAGCAGAAGUCCAGAGAGGAAGAAGACUAAGACUGGGGAGCAGAGCAGAUCGUCAUCGUCAUCAUUUUCAUCAUCAUCCUCCAGUUCAAAGUCGGAUUCCCAAGUGACAACAACUACUGGAUCCCCAGACUCAACUGAGAGAUUCAAAGAAAGGGGUGAUACACCAAUCUUCGAGCUCGACAUGCCGGACAUCGAGAACUCACCAGAUGCUGAACAAAAGGCGGAGACGUUCGAUGUCACCAAGGAGGAGACACCAGAAAAAGAGACGAUAGAGGUCAUAUCACUCGACGGUCCAGAAACAUCCAGUGUGGAGAAACGAAGCAGACCAACCAGGCAAACCACACUCAAAAUAAAAGAUCCAACUAACGAGUCACGGAGAAUUGUUGUCGACCUCGAAAAAUUGGAGGAACAAAAAAUAGUAAUCAAGGGUAAAGAGGGAACGCCACUGCUAGAGCCGCCCUUCAGCAGGGUCACAAGAGCCAAGUUUGCCAAACGGUCAAAGGUCAGCCUGACGAAAAUGAGCCGGGAGGAAAGACAAAACAUGGCCAAGGUAAUAGUCGGUCCACUAACUAGGACGAUCGACGAAAUGGCCAGAGGAGGUGGAGAAAUUCUGACCAGAGUUGAGGCCCAGAAGGAGAAUCAUGAACCAAAGAAGGUGAAACCGUCGGUGAUCCCCCCAUAG